Ascochyta rabiei is the source of this 477-nucleotide messenger RNA. RefSeq names its product Translation initiation factor 1A. The record is from RefSeq and is a predicted model, not a curated record. NCBI's taxonomy places the organism in Eukaryota, Fungi, Ascomycota, Dothideomycetes, Pleosporales, Didymellaceae. Gene Ontology annotation, molecular function: RNA binding; translation initiation factor activity. Bases 1 to 477 code for a protein of 158 amino acids. Gene Ontology annotation, biological process: translational initiation. The transcript is spliced from 3 exons. Gene Ontology annotation, cellular component: cytoplasm.
AUGCCCAAGAACAAGGGAAAGGGUGGUAAGAACAGGAGACGUGGAAAGAACGAGAACGACAACGAGAAGCGCGAGCUCGUGUUCAAGGAGGAGGGCCAGGAGUACGCGCAGGUCGUCAAGAUGCUGGGCAACGGCCGUCUGGAGGCGCAGUGCUUCGACGGCGCGCGUCGCCUUGCGCAUAUUCGCGGCAAGCUGAGGAAGAAGGUCUGGAUCAACCAGGGCGACAUCAUCCUCCUGUCGCUGCGAGACUACCAGGACGAGAAGGGCGACGUCAUCAUGAAGUACUCUGCCGACGAGGCCCGUUCGUUAAAAGCCUACGGCGAGCUCCCCGAGAAUGCAAAGAUCAACGAGACAGACACGUACGGCGACCAGGGCGACGAGGGCAUCGGCUUCGAGUUCGACGAGGACCGCGACGACUCCGACUCGGACGAGGCUGACGGCACCGGCAAGAAGGAGAUUGACAUUGACGACAUCUAA